AUGCCUGGGCUGGUCGACAUGCAAGGAGCUCCGCCGCCCUCGGGGCUUGGCUACUCAGUCAGCCAUCAGAAGGUCGAGCUCGAUAUCGACUUCACCAGCCGGAGCAUAAAAGGGAAAACAGAAAUCACCAUACACCCGGAUUACAAAGACCUGAAGCUUGUCCGUUUGAAUUUCCGGCAGGGCCAGCUGAAACGCAUCACCGUGGGCGGGAAGACAGCUACGUCGAAAUACAUCGACCCUUACGAGGCACUGCAGCUCUAUGGUGUCCAGUACCACCGCAAGCUCUCCAUGAAGCUUGAUGCCCUGUCGAAAACACCCCCCGAGCCAGAGCUGGUGAUCACAAUCCCGAAAUCCGUUCGCAUAGAGGAGCUAGACCCCUUUUCGGUUGAGGCGCAGACACAGCUAUCACUAAGGGCCACUUCAGGCGGCACCAACGGUACCGGCGGUGCGGACGAUACUGUGGAUGGAAAUCGUGCGGCCGAAGCUUCUCUUCCAAGGUUUACAGCAAUAACUAUACUCAUCGAAUUUACAAUCGAAAAGCCAAGGGAUGGGAUCCAAUUUGUUGGACUCGAGAGCCGUGAUUUGCGAUACCCUCAUGCAUUCACUACCAACUCUUCUGAUACUGGAGAGUUCUGUUGCUUGUUUCCAUGUGUGGAUGACAUGUCUUCCCGAUGUACAUGGGAUAUAUCGAUUAGAUGCCCACGGACUCUAGGGGAUGUGUUUUCCAAAUCGCCUGAUAAUGGCGUCGUUAAUGGAACCAGCAGCCGAACAAAUAGCUCGAGGAAGACUGGACUUUCUGCCGAGGAUGCAGCGUUGGAUAUGGUUGUUGCAUGCUCAGGAGAUUUGACAGAUGAUAUACUCGACCCCAAGGACCAAACCAAAAAGACCGUAUCUUUCUCCUGUAAUACACCACUUUCCGCUCCGCAGAUUGGAUUUGCACUUGGACCAUUUGAAUAUGUCAAUUUGUCCCAGUUCCGUGAAAGUGAUGAAGAUGACCAGCUUGGCGCCAAUGCAGUUCCUGUCCACGCUUUUUGUCUCCCUGGAAGGGCAGACGAAGUGAGAAACACAUGUUUGCCGAUGGCGAAAGCAGUUGACUUUAUAUCCCUGACUUACGGUUCAUACCCUUUUGCUAGUUUUAAACUAUGUUUUGUUGACGACCUUCGAGCGGACACACUACCUGCUGCAGGCUUCACCCUAUGUAGUGAUCGAAUACUUUUUCCAGAGAACAUUAUUGACAUGAUGUAUGAUUCGACAAGAUGCAUAGUGCAUUCAUUAGCAUACCAAUGGGUUGGAAUCAACAUCAUUCCAAAGGAUCCUACCGACACCUGGGUGAUCACAGGUAUAUCUUACUACAUCACGGACACAUUUAUGAAAAAGAUCGGCGGAAACAAUGAGUACCGAUACCGGCAGAAACUGCUAGCAGAUCGAGUGGUUGAAUUAGACGUGUUACGCCCGUCUCUCUGGGACAUGGGAGCCAUUCUCAAAAUUGACCCCUCCGAGAUGGAGUUUAUCACUUUAAAAGCACCACUUGUCCUGUAUAUCCUUGAACGCCGACUAUCCAAGGCAAGUGGCAAGGCUACUAUCUCUCGCAUCAUUUCUCGAAUCUUUCUAAACGCACGAAUGGAUGGCGCUUUCUUCAGCCAAUGGGUUUACGGUGCCGGCUGCCCGCGAUUUACUGCUAGCCAAAGGUUCAACAAGAAGAAGCUUGUUGUUGAGAUGAUGAUUUCUCAGGUUCAGAGUGAACAGACAACCGCCCGUGACCUCGAACGAUCUACUUUCAUGAGAGACGUGAAGGAAGAGAUACGCAGUGUCUAUGCUGGCACAGUUCAAAAUGUGUUUACGGGCUCAAUGACCAUUCAAAUUCACGAAGCAGACGGAACACCUUAUGAACACAUAGUUGAAAUCAAGGAGGCCAUCACGAAGUUUGAUAUCCCUUACAAUACCAAAUAUAAACGUCUCAAACGUAAUAGGCGACAAAAGGAACGAGCUGCAGCCAUGUCCGGUAUUGAUCCUAACAGUGAGACUCAAGACGACGUGCUGCUUUAUUGCCUGGGAGACGUGCUCCAGUCAGAUGAAGACAUGGAAAAAUGGAGGAUUGUCGAAUGGACCAAGGAAGAUGAGAGCCGCAUGGGACAAGAAUCCUACGAGUGGAUUAGAAUGGAUGCCGACUUUGAGUGGAUAUGUAAAAUGUCACUCGGUAUGCCGGGAUAUAUGUAUUUAUCCCAGCUGCAGCAAGAUCGUGAUGUGGUUGCACAGCUUGAGUCUAUACAACAUAUGGCUGCACAACGAGAGCAUGCCCUGAUAUCGAGUAUCUUUGUUCGGACAAUACUAGAUCGUCGAUAUUUCCAUGGAAUUCGAACAGCAGCUACGAAGGCACUGGUCAAACAUGCCAAACAGGAAGUUGACUGGAUUGGCCUCUUUCACCUAGAAAAUGCUUUCCAGGAGCUAUACUGCCUCCCAAAUUCGUCUAUGGCUCGUUCGAAUGACUUUUCAGACCGAUCUUCAUACGCGGUGCAGUUGGCUCUUAUUGAAGCAAUUUCAGAAGUGCGGGAUGAAGAUGGUCGGACCCCAAUGAGAGUAAAGCAAUUCCUCUAUGAGAAGCUGAAAUUUAACGACAACUCCAACAAUGAGUAUUCCGAUUGCUUUUACAUAUCGACACUGCUCAAAUCCAUCUGCAACGCAUUGCUUGGUCGAAGAGAAAGCAGAUCCGACGAUGGCAAUUUCGAUAUUAACAAAGAAAUCGAACGUCAGGCGGAGGAACAGCUCGACAAGGACUGCAUUGCCGAGAUUGAUAGAUAUCGACGAAUCGAUGAAUGGGCUGGUUCGUUCAGAAAUAUCUUCUCAAGGACAUCACUCGAAUGCCAGAAACGACUUAUGAAGGCUAGAAUGCUUGAUGUCGACAUUGUCCAGUUUGCCCAAUACACACGCGCUGGAAUUUUGGAAGAACUGAGACUCAAGGCUUUUGAAAUUCUACUGGAGUUCAAAUUGUUUGAGCACCCAGAGCUCAUAACAUGGUACAUUUACAACAUGUCAGCGGAUCCCUCACCUUGGAUCCGACGGAACCUUUACCGCAUGUUCGGUGAAGCCCUCGCAACUAUUGCAUUUGGCAUGGAAUCAGAGACUUCUGGCUCCUUGGAAAGUAGCUCACUUGUUAUUGAGCAAGAAUCGUCAACCGAAGCUCGACAAAUCCAGUUGGCUAGAAGGCAAACGGUUCCUGGAGCUCUAGAUGCCUUAAAACAAGAACUUGGCUCAAAUAAAACCCUUAAAGAGGCACUAUGGGCAGCAUGUAACUCACCGCGAGCGAGUCUCGUAGAGUUAUGUGACUUCGUCUAUGCCGUUGGCGCCUUGUACCAUCCUGUUGAGCAAGCAUUGGUCCGCCUGAAGUACCCUCGCUACUGGAAAACACAGCACCUAGGAAACGGUAAAAUGAAAUUCUUCAAAUCCGGCUGCUUCCGCACCCGCCCAGUGGGCAGCACUACCGCGACUACAACAACUACAUCAAAGACCACAACCGCACCUGUGCCUACUCCCACCGUGAAGAGGAAGCGUGAACAAGAUACCAAUGGCACUCCUCAACCUCUCAGUCAUAAACUUACACUCAAGGUUCCUAAAUUGGGCACCUUAUGUUCCCCGUCACCACAACCGCCUCCCCCAUCUUCCGCCGUUAAGCCGAAGAUCAAGUUGAAGCUCAAAGCUAAGAGCUCAAACUUUUCUCCAAGUUCAUGA
Trichophyton rubrum CBS 118892 is the source of this 3726-nucleotide messenger RNA. RefSeq lists its product as uncharacterized. The record is from RefSeq and is a predicted model, not a curated record. Lineage: Eukaryota; Fungi; Ascomycota; Eurotiomycetes; Onygenales; Arthrodermataceae. Gene Ontology annotation, biological process: transcription initiation at RNA polymerase II promoter. Bases 1 to 3726 code for a protein of 1241 amino acids. The transcript has 5 exons. Gene Ontology annotation, cellular component: transcription factor TFIID complex. Gene Ontology annotation, molecular function: transcription cis-regulatory region binding; chromatin binding; RNA polymerase II general transcription initiation factor activity.